Messenger RNA from Durusdinium trenchii, 2601 nucleotides. NCBI's taxonomy places the organism in Eukaryota, Dinophyceae, Suessiales, Symbiodiniaceae. The record is from the annotation of a GenBank genome assembly.
AUGUGUUCUUUGCACCAUGCCGCAAGAUGUCCGACCGAACCCCCUCCCUAUUUAACCACGGAAACGUGGGACAUUUGGCCUGGCAUGGAUGAUGCAUGUUUCCUUCAGAUCAAUGCAACUGUCGGGAUUUCGGACUUUCACGUGAAGAACUUGACGAGCAAGGGACUAUUUGCUGGAUUGGUUCAUCUGGGCGAAGAGUAUGGCUGGAUUUGCAAGGCAGUCACGCUGACAACCUACUCUUGUUUGGCUGCGAUUUUGCUGGCAACGAUGUGCUUUGGUUGUCCAGAAAAACGUCCCAAGGAUCCACAGAUGGUUGGGAGCAGGACACUGACGAUCUACCUGGGUGCCGUCUCAGGACUCUUGUACUUCACCACUGAUCAGUACCUUCCAAGUAUGCCUCAAAUGGAGGUGGAACUCACUGGGUCUCAGACCCUUCUCUCAGGCUCCGUGCAAUUGAAUAUCUUUUCCAAGUGCGUCGUGGGCCUCAUCGUGGCUCCUUUGUCCGAUAAGAUUGGGAGAAGGCCAAUCUUCGUGACAUGCGCUCUCCUACUGAUCUUGGGCUCCUUCGGCUGUGCCUUUGCUCCGAACGUCUCCUGGUUCCUGGCUGCCCGUGUCAUCCAGUCUUUGGGCGAGUCACUGGAGCCCUUGAUCUUUGCGAUCCUGCGCGACUGCUACCCGAAACCGGAAGAUAGGCUGGUGGCCUGGUCAGUGGUUCUAGCACUUGAGAUGAUUGGCAUAGCUAUUGGACCAGUUCUGGGAGGGCUUGUUGCCUCCUUCAGCCAUUGGCGAGUUCCCUUCUUUCUUCUCUCACUGGCUUGGGCGGGCUUGGCCAACUACGCCGCCUUCUGCGUCCACGAAACGGCUGUGGAUGUGAAGGAUCCUCCCAGCUACUGGUCCAGCGUCAAACGAGUCUUUACGGAUCGACAGCUGGUGACGCUGCUGGUCGCGGAGACCUUUGUCUUGAGCACUUAUUACACCGUGAAUGCUAACAUCAGCUAUCUCACCGAAGGCGUCUAUGGAAAGAGUACGGUGAUGACUUCUUGGCUCAUGGGAGCCUUCGCCUCGAUCGCUGCUGCGGGAAUGAUUCUGGUGACGAAUGCCGACACAGAUGUUUUGUCCACGGCGAAGCAAUGGAUGAUGGCCUUCAGUUUAGGAUCGGGCUCGUCCUUUGUCAUUGCAGCGGUGUUCUUCUCCCACUACUUGUGGUCCUAUUUGGGAAGCUCCUUCUUGAUGGGCUUCACUUUGGCUUGCUAUUUGCCGCUUGGGGUUCUAUUCAUGGAAACUCUCGAGGAUAUUGCGGGCACUGCUGCUUCCUUCGAAGUCUUCGCACAAGCAGGACCGCCCUCGAUCUAUUCGGCUCUAGCAACACAAGGCAUCAUCCAUGACGGUCAACGUGGGCUUACGUGGUUUCAAGCUGCAAGUGCUUUGCUCGAGUUUGGGAUCCGCAUGCCCGGGCCCAACGUGUUCGUGCCGGAGGACCUCUCUGUGACGCGGACCCCCGCAGACGCGCCUCUGACUCCGCAGCGGCUGCGGCCCUGUGCCAAGCAGAUGCCGGUGUGGCAGAUUUUCCACCGGAAGGAUGACCGCUUUCUGCAGCCGAAGACCUUUGUGGCCUUCAACUUUCAAUGCCCAAGAUCCUCCGAAGAUGCGUUGCGCUAUCUCUUGACGAAGAUUUGGUGCGCUUGCAUUGAAGAGGAGCUGAAUGAGUUCUCCUAUGAUGCGAGUCAGGCGGGUCUUUCAUACAGCUUGGAUGCUUCCGGUACAGGCAUCACCUUGCUGGUCGCGGGCUUCAGUGACAAGCUGCCAGUGCUGCUCGAGGCAGUGGUAGCCAAGAUGAAGGAGGCAGUGUCUCCGGCUACCUUCAAUUUGGUCCUAGACCGGACACAGCGGAUGUUGCGCAACUCUGCACUGAAGAUGAGGCCCUGCGACCUAGCGGUGCGCAAGAGCCGCGAGCUGACGCAAAGGCACAGCUUCAGCGUGGAGGAGCAGCUGAAGGUCUUAGAUCAAGUCACUGUGGAGGACGUGCAAAGCGAACACCAGAGGCUCUUCCUGGAUGCCUUCAGUGAAGCCUUGGUCACGGGCCACGCGGACGCUCCGGAGGCUCAACGUCUCUGUGCGCUCUGCUCGCUGGCGAGCCCCGAGAAUGGACGCCCCGCGGAGGCGCCAGAGGAGGCGGAGCUUCCAGAGGGUCGGACCUUGUGGGUGAUCCCCGGAACCAAUCCCGAGGAGCGCAACAAUUGUGUGGUGAUGGAACUGCAACUGCCAGACGGCUUGCAGCAAAGUGUCUUCACUUCCCUCCUGGUGCGGAUGUUGAAUCCCAAAGUCUUUGAGGGAACACUGGGAGUCCGGGCCGAGAGCAACAUCGCUGACACUGCCGAGAGCAAUCGGAGAAUUCACCUGGUUCUCCAGUCAAGUCUCCAUCGGCGCUCCAUCUUUGGGACAGACCCGGCUCCAAGAAAGAACAUCCCAUGGUUCGGGUCAUCCAGUGUAGUCGAUCUUUUGACUCACCGACCCGGGCACCAUGCAUUCGCAUGCAUUCGGACUCUGGGGAUGUCCUUUUGUCAGGACUUUGCGCCAACCAAGGGUCGAAAAGGCUCCUGA